AACCUGCUGGGUAAGUUUGAAAUGAGAGACAUGUUUAAGGAAGGAGACAUUAUGAUAGGUGGAGUUUUUCCUAUAUUUAACAAACAGGACAAUGUUCUUACUUCAUUUGAAAACAAACCGCCAAAAGCCGAAUGUAAAGGAUUUGACUUACGAGCCUUUCGCUGGACUAGAACCAUGAUGUUUGCAAUAGAGGAAAUAAAUCAAGAUGAGAAAUUGCUUCCUAACAUCACACUUGGGUAUAAAAUUUUAGACUCUUGUGCAUCUCCUAUUAAUGUUUUGCGAGCUGCCCUCACUCUGGUGAGCAUGUCAGAGGAAAAUAACUCUUCCAACUCGACUCAAUGUCAUCCACCUCCUCUCUCUGCUGUUGUGGCUGAAUCAGGUUCUACUCAGUCUUUAGUUGUGGCUGGGACAGUUGGACCAUUCAGAGUACCAGUGGUGAGUUACUUUUCAACAUGUGCAUGUUUGAGUGACAAAACAAAAUAUCCUACAUUUUUCCGAACAAUACCAAGUGACUACUACCAAGCAAAGGCUUUGGCUUUCCUCGUCAAACGUUUUGGAUGGACAUGGAUUGGAGUUAUACAGUCUGACAAUGAUUAUGGACGAAAUGGGAUAACAGCAUUCACUAAGGAAGUGGAGGCUCAUGGUGUAUGCAUUGCAUUUGUUGGCACAGUUUUGCGAACAUAUCCCCAAAGUAAAAUCCUUGAAGUUGUUGAACUGAUAAAGCACUCAACGGUUGAAGUGAUUCUUGCAUUUGUACCAGAGGGAGAUCUCUAUCCUUUAAUGAUAGAAGUGGUGAAACAGAACAUUACAGGAAUACAAUGGAUUGCAAGCGAAGCCUGGAUAACUGCAGACCGACCAUCCACUCCAGAAAUGUUUAAAUCUUUUGGAGGAACAUUAGGAUUUGUGGUCCGAAAAAUGGCCAUAACCAAACUGGGACCAAUUCUGAAAGAUAUCAGCCCUUAUAAAGAUUCAGAAUCCAGUUUUGUCUGUGAUUUCUGGGAAACAAUUGUAGGAUGUAGGCCUUCAUCUUCAAUAACUGAUUUUGGGAAUAGCACAAAAACUUGCUCAGGAGCUGAAACAGUAGAUUAUACAAACAAGUUCUUUGAUGUCACACAACUUAGAGUGGCCUAUAAUGUUUAUCAAGCAGUGUAUGCAAUCGCUCAUGCAUUACAUCAGGUUCUGUUUUGUGAAAAACCUAAGACCAAUGUCUCGAAACUGUGUCUUCCUCUGUUACAGAUAACCCCAAACCUGGUAAGUGAACAGUUGAAAAAAGUACAUUUUGUGGAUGCGUUUGGAGAGCUAGUGUUCUUUGACAAGAACGGAGAUCCACCUGCCUCAUAUGAAGUCAUAAACUGGCAGCUGAGAGACGGUCAAGUGCAGCAUAUUCCAGUUGGUCAUUUCAGCACCUCUGCAAAUGGACAAUAUGAACUUGUGAUAAAUGAAGACAAGAUAGUCUGGAGAACAGGAAAUUUGACUCCAAAAGCUGCUUGCUCAGAAAUCUGUCCACAAGGCACAAGAAAAGCACAAAUUAAAGGUUUACCUCUGUGCUGCUUUGACUGUAUCCCAUGCGCUGAUGGCUCUAUAUCAAAUACAACAGGAGCAACAGAUUGUAUCACCUGUCCUGAGGAGUACUGGUCUAAUGAAAGAAAAGACAGCUGCAUCAUGAAAAUAACAGAGUUUCUUUCAUACACUGAAACAAUGGGGAUUGUUCUAAUAGCCGUGUCACUAUUUGGUGCUUGUUUAGCAUUAUGUACUAUGGUGGUAUUCAUAUAUUUUAGAGACACACCAAUAGUUAAAGCAAAUAAUUCUGAGCUGAGCUUACUUUUACUUCUCUCCCUUAUAUUUUGCUUCCUCUGUCCACUCACAUUCAUUGGCGAGCCCACGGUUUGGUCCUGCAUGUUACGUCACACAGCAUUUGGCAUUGCCUUUGCACUCUGUAUUUCCUGUAUGCUGGGGAAAACUAUAGUUGUGGUAACUGCCUUCAGAGCAACAUUACCUGGGAGCAAUGUGGCAGGAAAGUUUGGACCACCUCAGCAAAGGGCCAUUGUGUGUUCAUGCACUGCAGUUCAAAUACUUAUUUGUAUUCUGUGGCUAAAUGUUGUGCCACCAUUCCCAGAUAAAGUUUUUGAACAACGCAGUAAAAAAAUUAUUUUAGAAUGUAACACAGGUUCAGAUGCUGCAUUUUAUGCCGUUCUAGGAUACAUUGGCCUUCUUGCUAUCGUUUGUUUGGUCCUGGCCUUUUUAGCCAGAAAGCUGCCUGAUAAUUUUAAUGAAGCCAAAUUCAUCACAUUCAGUUUGCUUAUAUUCUGUGCAGUUUGGAUCACCUUUAUUCCAGCUUAUGUCAGCUCUCCUGGAAAGUAUACAGUAGCUGUAGAAAUAUUUGCAAUUUUGUCUUCAGCUUUUGGCCUGCUGAUAUGCAUUUUUGUUCCAAAAUGUUACAUAAUUUUAAUCAAGCCAGAGAGAAACACAAAAAAACAUGUAAUGGGGAAAAAUUCAAAGUCUACUUAA
Messenger RNA from Tachysurus vachellii, 2508 nucleotides. RefSeq names its product extracellular calcium-sensing receptor. Gene Ontology annotation, biological process: G protein-coupled receptor signaling pathway. Gene Ontology annotation, molecular function: G protein-coupled receptor activity. The record is from RefSeq and is a predicted model, not a curated record. The transcript has 6 exons. Gene Ontology annotation, cellular component: membrane. NCBI's taxonomy places the organism in Eukaryota, Metazoa, Chordata, Actinopteri, Siluriformes, Bagridae. Bases 22 to 2508 code for a protein of 828 amino acids.